UAGCCUAUUCGAAGUUCUUCUGCUAUUACAGUGUACCACCAAGCACAAUAAUACAGAAUCUGUUAGUAUUCUAUUAUCAAUGGAAGAGAAAGAACAACCAGAGUUGAUGCUGAAACCGUCAUCCUCCAACUUUAUAGCAGAAUCGAAUUCAAUGGUAUCCGCUACACUGGGCAGAGUUAUGCACACGCUACUCGACGCUCGCCCCAAGAAGCUCCAACAUGCAAUCUCCAAUCUUCACUCCCCUCCUAAACUUGCCCCUCUUAGCAUUUCUUUGGAGCAGUCAUUGUUGUUUCUGCAUAAGUACGUUGGGGAUGCUGCUGAGAAGGAGGACACAUUGGAUGAAGUUCUUGUUCCCAUGAUUGAACAUUAUUUGAAAUUUAGGGAGUCAAGACACGGCAAUCAGGCAAUGGUGCUCCUCAAUUGGCUUUUUCAAGAUGAAGUUCUUUUCCAGGCUCUUGCAAGUAAUCUAGCAGAGAUUAUAUUGAGAAAAGAUGACCAUUAUAUUGCCUUAGGCUGGUGUUUUCUUGCACGUGAUCUCAUACAGUAUGAGAUUAGCAUGAAUAAGCUUAUGAGCAAUGGAAUACGGGAGAAGUACACAGCACUAUUGAAGAUUCUGUGUUCGUGUAUCAGACAUCUUUCAACCCUUAUAAGCAGCGGAAGCACUUUGCAGGGAGGAUUUGAGUUGCCAACUCGACUUGCAAUUGCUUCGGCUGAUUUUAUUUUGUCGCUUACAGUAGCACUUACAAGGAAGGAUCUGGUAUCUGACUAUAAGAAGGAAAAACUAAUUAGUUCAAAUUCUCAAGGUCGACCAGUUUCUUUACUAAAUGUUGAUUCUGAUGAGGAAAAAGUGAAGGCAGACACAAAAGCUUCAGUAAUCUUGAAGGACAUGGGAACAAAAUUGUUGCUUUGGGAUCAUAUAGAUGACCUGAUUGUUCUUGUUGGGAGGCUUAAAGCAUGGAGCAGAAAAAGCAGGUCAUUGCAUUCAAGGGGGUUGGAGAGGGUAUUUAAGUGGUUACAAGCCACUCAAACACGAUAUGUUUGCUGUCAAAAUGAGGCAGACAUGCAAAUGUUGAAGACUGGAGUAUUGCUUCUCUCAUCUUGUUGGAAACAUUAUGGCAUGCUGUCACGCUUGGGAGAUUGCAACUUUUCUCGCGAAUACAAUGAAUUGUUGGAUGAGUACUUAUCUGGAACUAAGUUUUAUGCAGACAACCAUGCCCAUGAACCUGCUGCAGAUAAAGAUAGUGCAAUUGAGACCAUAAAGUUCUUUUUGAACUGCCUCUCUCUUCUGUUAGGUCGGUUGCAUGAGAAGCAACUUGAAACUGCACUGGCUGAAAAUGGAUCCCUGCUGUCUGAGGUUCUUAUUUCCCAGUUUCGCUGUGCUGAUGAGGAAGUAAUUGAUAGUGCUGUCUACAUCUUCAAAGCUGCCAUCUUUAGGAUGCCGUAUACUUCAUCUGGGGACUAUAAUGCCAAUAGGAGAGAGAUGGAUUCUGUUCUGCCAAUGUUAAUACAUCUUCUGGAUGAGCGGGAUAGUGCUGCAAAAGCUGUUGUCAAGCUUGUUGCAGAAUAUUGUUCUUUGCGCUCAGACAAUUGUCGUCUCCAAAAUGUUCUGAAAGGGCUCACUUCUGGAAACUUUCCACAGAGGAUGAAUGCUAUUGAUGUUAUCUCAGAUCUUAUAGACAUAUCAUUAGAGUCUAGUAGCUCACUUUCAGAUCAGAUGUGGCAAGAUAUAGCAGAUCACUUGUUGGAAUGCCUUGGUGAUGAAGAACUAGUUAUUCAAACACGAGCAUCUGCACUGCUUCCUGUAAUUGAUCCAUCACUAACUUUGCCUGCUCUAGUUCGUCUUAUUUACACAUCAAAUGAAAGGGUACAGUCCUUGGCAAGUGAGACGUUAUUAGUAGUGCUGAAAACUCACAAGGAAGAACCUGAAAUAUUGUGCUUGCUGCUUGAUUGUCUUGGCAAUCUCUGCAACACUUCAGACCCUGAUGCCACAGGAGACACACAAGGAGCAAAAUUGGACAGUGAUAGGGUGCUGAAGCUGUUACCAGAGUGGUCAAAACUGGUUGAAGAUUGGAACGUGAUGAUCAGUGCAUUGUUAGACAAACUCUUUGCAGAGCCAUCAAACACAGUUAUUGUGCGGUCUCUCAGUUACAUCAGUGAACACCUGGCAGACUUGGCUGAUUUGGUCUUUGAUCAACUUCUCCUGUACACAAAAGGGCAGAACAACAUUCUGGAGAGCGUUUCCAAAAGGGAGAGUGGGACCUGUCAAGAUGUUGAUUCUUUCAAUUCUCUUUUUAGUCGCCUUUGCCCAUUACUAGUAAUCAAACUGCUCCCGCUAAAAGUUUUUGACAAUCUCAGUUCUCCUUUGGUUUAUGGGCAUUUGAAGGAAAGUGUUGUGCAUGAUACUGGACGUCUAACCAUAGAUGAUAGUGAAUGCAUUGGUGCGCUGCUAAUUGAUAGGGCGUUCAACAAGUUUGAAUUCGAAGAUGUUCGGAAACUUGCAGCUGAACUUUGCGGGCGCAUGCAUCCGCAUGUUUUAAUUCCAUUAAUUUCUUCACAACUAGAAGUUGCUGCAACAGCUGAGGACACAAUGAAGAUAAAAUCUUGUCUUUUUACAAUUUGCACUUCGCUCUUGGUCAGAGGCAUGGAUUCAUAUAAGCAUCCUGGCAUGAGUGUAAUAAGGAAGACUAUAAAUACCAUUUUAUCUUGGCCUUCGAUGGAUAAAAACGAUGUCUUGAAAGCACAACAUGGAUGCAUUGAUUGCCUGGCAUGGAUGAUGUGUGCUGAACUAGAAGGUUUGAAGCGAGGAAGAAGUUCAACUAAAGAUGAAGCACGCAUGAUUGAUAUGGGCCUAUCUUCAGGGAAUGUUGCUUUAGAGAGCUCAGUCUGCAAUUACGUGAUUGGACUAUUGACUGCCAAUGCUAAUGAUUCUGUUUCUUCUGGAUUGGCUAAAUGGAACACGGAAUCAGAAGCAAAGAUGCACAUCUCAUUUCGUCUUUGCAUGGCUAAUGUCCUCAUUAGUGCUUGUCAGAAGGUUUCAGAGUCUGGCAAGAUGCUAUUGGCUCAGAAAAUUCUCCCACCUGUCAUUUGCUCCACCAGGGCAAUUAUAGAAUCUGAAAUUAGGGCUGCCUGCAACCAGGUUCUCUUCUCUGCGGUGUACCAUUUGAAAUCUGCAGUUCUUCCUUACUCCGCCGAUAUUCUGAAGAUUGCAUUAACUUCACUUACAGAUGCUAUGGAAAAGGUGAGGAUAACAGGUGCCAAGUUAUUGGCUUCUCUAAUGGCAAGUGAGGAAGCUGUUAUCGACAAUAUUUCAGGGGGACUGCUGGAAGCAAGAACAUUGCUUCAAACAAUAUCCACAUCAGAUCCUUCAACGGAGGUCAGGCAACUGUGCCAGAAAUUGCUUGCAUGUCUGGCGUCCUAGUAACUUGUUUUUGUUAGUUUUCUUUUUAGUAGGCUUCUGAUGAGGCUAAGCAUUUUUGUCCUUUUAUCCGUGUAUAUUAGGUAGAGUAUGGUCCAACGUUGAAAAACAUAAGCUGGAUGUAUGUUGUUUACACAUCAUGUACAUAUCUGAUGAAUGGCAGUGAUAUUCUGCA
This is a messenger RNA of Coffea eugenioides, 3590 nucleotides long. RefSeq lists its product as uncharacterized. Bases 80 to 3418 code for a protein of 1112 amino acids. The transcript is spliced from 24 exons. The record is from RefSeq and is a predicted model, not a curated record. Lineage: Eukaryota; Viridiplantae; Streptophyta; Magnoliopsida; Gentianales; Rubiaceae.